AUGGACGCCUUUCUGCUCAAAGCUCAAGCCUACAUCGCCUAUGAGGAAGGCAAAGCAACCGUGAAGAAAUGCUCGAGAGGUAACGACGCUACCCGUAGUUCAAGCCAAGACUAUUCUCUUUCUCGCCGAGGCAACGAAAAGAGAAAAGACGACAGGCCCCGUGACACUAAGGAGCAGAGAGGACCAGCUGGUCGGUUCAACGACUACACCUCGCUGAUCACUUCUCGCGAGCGCAUUUUGACCGAGUGCAAAAACACAGAGUUCAAAAACUCCAACGUUCGACCCCCGAAGCCAAAUCCCACCAGACCGGGGACUGACAAGUCCAAAUACUGCAAGUACCACAUGAGUCAUGGGCACCUAACCGACGAGUGCAUACAUCUGAAAGAUGCCAUCGAGACUCUAAUCAAAGAAGGUCAUCUCUCCAAGUAUACGAAGAAAGGAGAGACUUCCCGGCGAGAAGGGCAAGGGACUUCUGACGAGGAUAAUUCACCAGAUGACAGACCACUACAGGUUGCCCUAUCUGUCACCCGACCAGAAGACUUCAUACCCUCGGUCGGAGUGACCUCCGCCCUGAGCCCAUGGGAAGGAUUCCCGACCGCCGUGGUCAUCUCUAACGGCGGAGAUCCGGGCUCUCUCACGAUCAGCUCGGUAAAGAGGAUGUUUGACGAGCUCAUCAGCGCCAACUCAGACCUCGGUCCAACCCUCCAGAAAUUCAAGGGAAAAUCAGAUCUGAUAACCUUCUACCUCGAAGAACUCCCGGGCGGAGCCCCAAAUGCCACGAUUCCCCUGCUCGUCCGAGCAAGGAUGGCUAACUUUGACGUCCGUCGGAUCCUGAUCGACGAGGGAAGCUCAGUCGACAUCAUGUACUCCCACCUCUUCAAAACCCUCAAGCUGGACGACUCCCACCUCACUCCAUAUGUGGGCUCUGACCUCCAGGGCUUCAACGGAACCACCACCAAACCUUGGGGUUACGUCGAGCUGAUCGUCAUUUUCGGGGAAGGAGAGGCUUCCAGACAGGUCAAGACACGAUUUUUGGUGAUCGACUGCAAAACCCUCUACAACUGCAUCACCGGACAGCCCACUCUAGCCGAACUCACGAUCGUUCCCUCAACCGUGCACCUCAAGAUAAAGUUCUACACGAAAAGGGGACGAGUAGCCACCAUCAACGCCGACAUCGAAGCGGCCAGAAGGAUAUUCGACGCGUCGAUGAAGGGACUACAGCUGAUCACCCCUCCUUCUAGCGCCAACAAGAAGCCACGGGCCGAAGACAAGCCAGCUCGGGAAGACCUGCAGCAACCGACCAAUGUCAGCUCAAUCGACCUCGACGCCCGUUUUACAAAAGAAGAACGGAAGAACGGCGAAGAGCCGCAACCGAGGACAACCCACCCUGUUUGA
Molecule: messenger RNA, 1395 nt
Organism: Vicia villosa (hairy vetch)
Lineage: Eukaryota; Viridiplantae; Streptophyta; Magnoliopsida; Fabales; Fabaceae
Exons: 1
Coding region: 1-1395 (464 amino acids)
Source: RefSeq, a predicted model, not a curated record